This is a messenger RNA of Hyla sarda, 10532 nucleotides long. It is a transcript of the gene XKR7, whose product is annotated as XK related 7. NCBI's taxonomy places the organism in Eukaryota, Metazoa, Chordata, Amphibia, Anura, Hylidae. The transcript is spliced from 3 exons. Gene Ontology annotation, biological process: engulfment of apoptotic cell; phosphatidylserine exposure on apoptotic cell surface; apoptotic process involved in development. The record is from RefSeq and is a predicted model, not a curated record. Bases 479 to 1969 code for a protein of 496 amino acids. Gene Ontology annotation, cellular component: plasma membrane.
GGUUAUGGGAUUCUGGGAGGAGGGUAUUGGGGCAGUAUGUGGAUGAUGGGGGAUGUAGAAGGGCAGAUCAUCACCCCGGACAGCAGCUUUGUCAGUUCAUUACGUAGAACAAUGAUGGCUGGGGUGGUUAGGGGAUUCUGGCAGGAGGGUAUCGGGGGUAGAAUCCGUUCUAUAGCGCCACCCUCUCUGAUUACAAGGACAGCAGGGUUAUAGCUGUGUAGAGAAGGGGUUAAUGUUGGCUCGGGGCGGGGUUACAGCGGAGAUACAUUGUGAUACAUUGUUACAAUUCUCUGAUUCCAUGUAAGGGUCACGUGACGGCCGCUUCCCCGGAGGAGCUCGCGCUCUCAUCCCUUUGCGGGACCGGCUGCUGUAACCAUGGCUCCAGUCAUGUGGUCGGUGCCCGGUAGAUGGAUUAGUCGCCCUCCGGUAAGGGUGUAGUCAGCCCCGGGUGUGUCCCCGGAAGUCGGCUCCUCCCAUCAUGGCGGCGGAGUCGGACGGUACCCGGGUGGCUCCCCGGUGUCCCCGCUACGCUCUCCGGGACGGCCUGUGGGUGGUGGCCGCGCUGCUCGUCUUCUUCUCGGAUGGAGCGUCGGACCUGUGGCUGGCGGCGGAUUACCUGCAGCGGCACCGGCUCAGCUGCUUCUGGCCCACGGUGCUGCUGGUGCUGCUGCCCUCCCUGCUCACCCAGAGCCUGAGCUUCAGCUGGGCGGUCACCGACCGGGGCUCCUCACCGGGCACCACCCGCCCCUGCUGCCGCCUCUGCGCCUGGUUCCUGCAGGGCUCCAUCCACCUGCUGCAGCUCGGACAGGUGUGGAGAUACCUGCGAGCACUAUAUUUAGGCCUGCAAAGCCGCUGGCACUCAGAGCAGCAGAGUCGCCAUUUUUACUGGCGCAUGAUGUUUGAGAGCGCAGAUAUCAGUAUGCUCCGCCUGCUAGAGACAUUUCUAAAGAGUGCUCCCCAGCUGGUGCUGCAGCUCUGCAUCAUGGUGCAGCAAGGACAUGUGGAGCCUUUGCAGGGUCUUUCUGCCACUGCUUCCCUCCUGUCUCUCGCCUGGAUGAUUGCCUCCUACCAAAAGGUUCUGCGGGAUUCCCGUGAUGAUAAGAUGCCCAUGUCCUACAAGGGGGCGGUUGUGCAGAUACUGUGGCAUCUCUUCACCAUUGCUGCCCGAGCCUUGGCGUUCUCCCUCUUUGCCUCUGUCUUCCAUUUGUACUUUGGUAUUUUCAUUGUCACUCACUGGUGUCUCAUGACUUUUUGGAUUAUUCAAGGAGAGACUGACUUUUGCAUGUCCCGCUGGGAGGAGAUCAUCUACAAUAUGGUGCUGGGGAUCAUCUACAUUUUCUGCUGGUUCAAUGUUCGUGAGGGUCGGACCCGCUGUAGAAUGACCACCUACUACAUUAUCUUGCUGUCGGAGAACGCAGUCCUUACGGCUCUGUGGUAUUAUUAUCGGCCAGAGCAUAUGCUCAGUGACUUCUACGCUCUUCUUAUUGUUUGCUCUGUCCUCUGCAGCUUUGCUCUUGGAGUCUUCUUCAUGCUCAUAUACUACAGUCUUCUUCAUCCCAAUGGUCCAAUGUUUGGCCCCUCAAGCAGUAGUUGUGUCUUCAUGGAGGUCCCUGAGACUUCUAGGGUUCAUGAAUUGGAAUGUACUGAGAGCCUUCCUCGUACUCUACCACGGACUACAGAGCAAGACAGAGACUUUGUGUCGGGUGACAGGGACAGUUGCGUUCCCAUUUUCCAAGUCCGGUCUAGUGUUCCCCAAACCCCUGUGACACGUGUUCCGCGGGCACAGGGACCUGUCAUACGUAUAGAUCUUCCACGCAAGAAAUAUCCAGCCUGGGAUGCCCAUUUUAUAGACCGCCGCUUGCGAAAGACUAUUUUGGCCCUGGAAUAUACUUCCCCAGCCACACCCCGUGUCCAAUACCGAACUGUAGGGACCUCACAGGAAGUUACUGAGUAUGAAACCACUGUGUGACCUCCUUUUCAAAAAGUAGGGUUAAGGAGAGACUGGGAGAUCACUUGAUGGUGUGGGCUUCUUCAGAGUCUUGCAGGGCGAGGAGAAUAGAAACAAUGGAAUUGGUACAGUGGCAGGAAAGAUGGCCUGGAAAGGAGACCAAUGGCGGCUCAGGUUGAUGUUCUUCAAUACUGUAGGCCACACUGUGAGAUGAUGAUGCCACAUUGAGGGUCUAGAGGCACGAAGUGAGCAGAAGACCCUCUCAGGUGUAUGUUGUAAGAAGAAAAUCUCAGGAGCAGAGAUAGGCAACUAAAGGUUCUCCAGCUGUUUUGUUCAGGUCAGACCUUGCCAUUCAACAAUGUCUUAAGGACCAUGUGUUGACUGGCAAGACCUUCUGGGGCUUUAAAGCCAACAGCAGGUGCCAUAUCACUGGUUUCCUAAUUUGCUGCUAGGUCUGGUGUGUAUGGCUGAGAUAUAAGAGAGAGAAAAAGGGAAAAGUAGCUGUCCCCUGGGAGGAUGCUUUUCAGGGAAGAUGGGUGGCAAUAGGACCAGGCAGAUAGUUAAGGAAGACUUGAGUCGAUAGGGAAUGAUCUCAGUCUUGUAAAAGGAGACCAGCCUGGCCAAGUGUGAUAGGUGCUACUACCGUGAUGGGUGUCUUUGCCAGUAAUGCCUACAAUGAGCACAUGACUGCCUGUAUUGUGUAAAAUGAUGGUGGCGUAUAUGGUGGUGUUUAUGUAAUAGUGUAUAAGCCUAUGUAUACCAAGCAGGGCUUCCAGAUUCUUCCACCUGGAGAGCCUUACCUAAUACGGCUGCAAAGCAUAGGGCUAGAUGUAAUGGGGAAUACUCCACUAUCAGCCUGUAAACGCAGUGUCUGCAAGUUAUGGUUGCAAAACUACAGCUCCCAUUAUGCGGAUGUCAGUUGUGGUUUCACUUCAGAUGGAGUGUGUUCUAUAAACAGCAAUGCAGAUAGAGCACCACGUAUCCCACCCAGUCCCCAAUUUAUUCACGUCCCCACAGACUGCACUUGGAAUAGAGGUAUAGCAUGCUGUAGAGUAGUGUUGUAUGGUGGCACAUCACAGAGCAGUAUAUGGGGUCACUAUAAGGGAAAUACUAGUCUCAGUACGACCUGGCACCACAGUGUAAUUGUAUUUCACAGGCAGCUAUUUUUUUUGUGUUUAAGCAGAAGUAAAGUGUGUUACUAUUUCAUAUACGUUUCACUGACAAAGGGGUUUAGGGACUGUAUCUAGAAAAUAAGGCUGAACUUUUCUGCUUCAUAUUACAUGUUACUCCAGUGGCAGCGGUGUAGCUAGGGGUGUAGAGGCAGCAGUUGCAACAAUUCCCGGGAAAUUGAGGGGCCAAGAGGCCUUUGCCACAUAACAUACCAAGUAUCACAAUGGUGCACGAUAGGUGGAGGCCCUGAUACAAAAGCUGCACAUUAUAACUCUGCAAAGUGCCAUGAGUGUUACUGACUGAUGACUCCCAGAGCAUAAAUACAGCUGAAAUCCAAUGGAGCGGUGCUCAUCUACAAAACGCUCACACUUGUGCAUCUUUUAAAAUGACGGAAAUUGUAUAAGAUAUGGCUGUACUUUAUAAAUGUACGACUCCCUGUCUUCAUUGGUUUUACAAGUCACACAAUGUCACAUUGCUUAGCCCAUACUAGUCAUGAGUUACAACCUGCAUUAUUCUCCAGAGCGUCACACACUGUUCUGCUGAUGUAAAUACAUCACUGUGUCACUGUGUAAAUACAUUACAUUACUCAUCCUGUACUGAUCCAGACUUAUAUAUUUUAUAAUACUCCAGUGCUGCACUCACUAUUCUGCUGGUGGGGUCACUGUGUACAUACAUUACUUAUCCUGUACUGAUCCUGAGUUAUAUCCUGUAUUAUACUCCAGAGCUGUACUCACUAUUCUGCUGGUGAGGUCACUGUGUACAUACAUUACAUUACUUAUCCUGUACUGAUCCUGAGUUAUAUCCUGUAUUAUACUCCAGAGCUGUACUCACUAUUCUGCUGGUGAGGUCACUGUGUACAUACAUUACAUUACUUAUCCUGUACUGAUCCUGAGUUAUAUCCUGUAUUAUACUCCAGAGCUGCACUCACUAUUCUGCUGGUGGAGUCACUGUGUACAUAUAAUACAUUACUUAUCCUGUACUGAUCCUGAGUUAUAUCCUGUAUUAUACUCCAGCGCUGUACUCACUAUUCUGCUGGUGGGGUCACUGUGUACAUACAUUACAUUACUUAUCCUGUACUGAUCCUGAGUUAUAUCCUGUAUUAUACUCCAGAGCUGUACUCACUAUUCUGCUGGUGAGGUCACUGUGUACAUACAUUACAUUACUUAUCCUGUACUGAUCCUGAGUUAUAUCCUGUAUUAUACUGCAGAGCUGCACUCACUAUUCUGCUGGUGGAGUCACUGUGUACAUACAUUACAUUACUUAUCCUAUACUGAUCCUGAGUUAUAUCCUGUAUUAUACUCCAGUGCUGCACUCACUAUUCUGCUGGUGGAGUCACUGUGUAAAUACAUUACAUUACUUUAUCCUGUACUGAUCCAGACUUAUAUCUUUUAUAAUACUCCAGUGCUGCACUCACUAUUCUGCUGGUGGGGUCACUGUGUACAUACAUUACAUUACUUAUCCUUUAAUGAUCCUGAGUUAUAUCCUGUAUUAUACCCCAGAGCUGCACUCACUAUUCUGCUGGUGGAAUCACUGUGUACAUACAUUACAUUACUUAUCCUGUACUGAUCCUGAGUUAUAUCCUGUAUUAUACUCCAGAGCUGUACUCACUAUUCUGCUGGUGGAGUCACUGUGUACAUACAUUACUUAUCCUGUACUGAUCCUGAGUUAUAUCCUGUAUUAUACCCCAGAGCUGUACUCACUAUUCUGCUGGUGAGGUCACUGUGUACAUACAUUACAUUACUUAUCCUUUUACUGAUCCUGAGUUAUAUCCUGUAUUAUACUCCAGAGCUGCACUCACUAUUCUGCUGGUGGGGUCACUAUGUACAUACAUUACAUUACUUAUCCUCUACUGACCCUGAGUUAUAUUCUGUAUUCUACUCCAGAGCUGUACUCACUAUUCUGCUGGUGGAGUCACUGUGUACAUACAUUACAUUACUUAUCCUUUACUCACCCUGAGUUACAUCCUGUAUUAUACCCAGAGCUGUACUCACUAUUCUGCUGGUGAGGUCACUGUGUACAUCCAUUACAUUAUUUAAAAAUAAAAAAAAAUGUUUUCAAGUUAGCUGGUGCCAUAAAGUUAUACAGAUCUGUAUACAGAUUUACUUCUAUAAAGGAAUCUUAAUCCUUCCAGAACUUAUCAGCUGCAGAUGAAGUUGUAUAGUCUGACUGCAGUGGUCUCUUCUGCCACCUCUGUCCAUGUCAGGAACUGUUCAGAGCAGGAAAGGUUUGUUAUAGGGAUCUGCUCUUGCUUUGGACAGUUUCUGAAGCGGACAGAGGUGGCAGCAGAGAGCAAUGUGGUCAGACAGAAAAGAACUACAUAACUUCCUCUGGAGCAUACAGCAGCUGAUAAGUACUGAACGGUUUAAAGGGGCACUGUCAGAUACAAAAACUUUUGAGAUGUUGUAAAGCAUGCAACACCAAUAGGUUUUGCAAUUGCUUUCAUUAGAAUAUUUUCAGUAUUUCAUACUGAGAAAGCCAGUCAGACAACUGCCCCCCCCCCCCUGCCUGCUUGGACACAUACUAGUCCUGCUGUGUCUAUGCAUCAUCACCUAUGUCAUGGACACACUUCCUUGAUUGACAGCUGUAAGUGCAGGGCUCACACCUGGAGGAAAAAUCCUCCCAUUGUGUCCCGCUACUGUCAGUGAGGACAAGCUGGGAGUUGUAGUUUUGCUAAUGCUAGGGGAGAUGUGAGCAGACAGCAUACUGAGGGAGGGGGCGGAGACCUGCACAGUGAGGCCACGCCUCCUCCCUUUGAGAGGAAUUCAGACUAGUGAGCUAAAUUAAAAGUGUAAUAAAAAAUAAAUAAAGGUGAUAGACACAAAAAUUAGAUGUACAUGGUCAGGAUUAGGUACUGAGUGAUAUAUUAAAAAAAAUGUUUUUUGUUGGAUCUGACGGGUACGCUUUAAGCUUGUGGAAAGACACAUUUUUAGGCUAGGUUCACACCACAGAAUUUCCUAUUGGAAUUCCGCUUGGGAUUUCAGCUGGAAACUCCAGUGCAGCAGAAUCCCUUUGCUAGCAAUAGAAGUCUGAUGAACAGUGCACACUAUGGAAUCUCAGCGGCAGACGUUCCACCGCCUAAAGAAUGAACUUGUUUAUUUAUUUCAGGCGAAAUUCGCUUUGCAGACAUCUAUGGGGACAGCAACGUCCACACGGUCCUAGUGUCGACGGAUACAAUCGGCACUGGCCACACUAAAAAUCUCUGACUGGAUUUUGUGCAGAUUGAUUCUCCGAAGUGUGAACCUUGCCUUAGUGGCUUCAAUCAGCAAGUGAAAUAAAAGAGAAAGUCUUUCCUUCUCAGAUGUCUGUGCAUUGUCAGCUGUAAAGGCAAUUUUCUGCAGAAACAGAUCAGGUGAGCUAGCAGGGAGUUUAUAGACAGUUCACGAUUGUGAGUACAGCUCUGGAGUAUAAUACAGGAUAUAACUCAGGAUCAGUACAGGAUAAGUAAUGUAAUGUAUGUACACAGUGACUCCACCAACAGAAUAGUGAGUGCAGCUCUGGAGUAUAAUACAGGAUAUAACUCAGGAUCAGUACAGGAUAAGUAAUGUAAUGUAUGUACACAGUGACUCCACCAGCAGAAUAGUGAGUGCAGCUCUGGAGUAUAAUACAGGAUAUAACUCAGGAUCAUUACAGGAUAAGUAAUGUAAUGUAUGUAAACAGGAGAGUUGGGCGGUAUGACCAAAAAUGUGAAUGAAGAAAAUGUCCAGUGCAGGUAGAUCAGACAAAUUCUUUAUUAUAUCUUGCUUCAGCACAUGGAAAACAUACAAAGUGACGCGUUUCGGCCCGAACAUUGAGCCUUAGUCAUGAUUCAAAUGUGUAGCACGGUAUUUUUGUAAAUUAUGGCGGUUCCACAGUAUUUAACGGUAUUCCCUCCCCCUAUCAUGUGACCCGUGGGUGCUGCUUCUCCCCCCCAGUUUAUCAGCCCAGCACUGCGCUGUCCUGCGCUAAUCAUAUGUGACCCGCGAGGGCUGCAAAAAUAAACAAAAUAAACUUUAACUCACCUUCCUACGUUCCCCUGUUGCUCCGGUACCGGCCUCACGGUCCAGUGAUGCAAGCCUCAAGCUGCUUCCUGGGGAUUGGAAUGUCACAGAGCCGUCAGCCUAUCACCGGCCAGCCGGCUCCUUACAUGACAAUGCUCUCAGCCUAUCACAGACCGAGGCGGGACAUCGCUGCGGCCGGUGAUACUGUGGCGUUCCCAUCCCCAGGAAGCAGCAAGAGCAGCGGAGGGACCAUAAAGCUGGUUCCAGGGGAAUGUAAGAAGGGGAGUUAAAGUCUGUUUUGUUUAUUUUUGCAGCGCUCGCGGGUCACAUAUGAUUAGUUCUCCAAUGUGGGGGACAGCGCAGCGCUGGGCUUAUAAACCGGGGGGUGGGGAGAAACUGGGCUGAUAAACGGGGGGAGCAGAACAGUGCUGCGGCUGAGGAUUAAUUCAUUCAUUCAUUCGAGGGGGGAGGAGGGGCCCAACCGGUAUUGCGGUAUGGGAAAAAUUCAUAUCGUGCAGGAAAAAUUUUUGGGUAUUCGGUAUGAACCGGUAUACUGCCCAGCACUAGUACACAGUGACCUCACCAGCAGAAUAGUGAGUGCAGCUCUGGAGUAUAAUUCAGGAUAUAACUCAGGAUCAGUACAGGAUAAGUAAUGUAAUGUAUGUACACAGUGACCUCACCAGCAGAAUAGUGAGUGCAGCUCUGGAGUAUAAUUCAGGAUAUAACUUAGGAUCAGUACAGGAUAAGUAAUGUAAUGUAUGUACACAGUGACUCCACUAGCAGAAUAGUGAGGAGCUCUGGAGUAUAAUACCGGAUAUAGCCAUAUAAAAACUGUAAAAUGGUGUUUAAAAGUUGAACAUACGCUUUCAUUUAUUCCAGCUUGCAGGCUGUAUAGCCAAAAACAUCUUGACAGCCGCAUGUUCUUUCAUGUGCAUGAUUCAUAGUUGUUUUCCUUUUAUAAAGACAAGACAGAUUAUUGCAGAUGGGAAGAAAAUGUGGAACCAAAAUGUUUGGCGGCAGGAGGAGUCAGCGGCCAUGGCUGUCUCUGUUAUAGUAACCUCCUCCUUUACAAGGCUGAAUUGUAUUCUCAGUAACUGGAUGUAACUUUGCCAAUCAUCUUGGAGGACCAGCUCCCAUUCAGCAGCAUUGUCUUAUGCCAUAUGAUGGUGGUGGCAGCCAUUUUGUUGUAGCCCUUUUUGAAAUAAAAUGCUUAAUUGUCCUGUAUAUACCUGUCAGUACUGGUAUAAUUUGGUAUCUUUGGGUGGUGGCAUCUCUAGUGCUGAUAUAGUGUGGUGGCAUCUGCAGUGCUGUGUAAUGUGCCGUUGUUCUGCCCAUAACUGGACCACAUGUGAUUGUGCUGCACGGACUAGCCUCUUAUGUACAAUAUCUAUCUGUGAGCCUACCAAGCCUGUACAGUGGGCUGUUCAUCAUCGAUGUAAAUCACUUCAGCCUAGCUUUUUAUACUUUAGGAACAGUUGGGGGGGGGGGGGGGGGGGGGAGUUAGUAUCUUUAGUAUCUUUUUAAAGAACCUAUAUACUAUUUAUAUGAGAAAUCUGAUGGUUUAAUGCAACAUUUUUUCAAAGUGAUGCUCUGCAGGGAAGGUCUGAGCUUUGUGUAUUGGUAGGACAGCAAUAAGGAAAAGCAAUAUCCAAGUGGGCAAAAAACCCUCAGAAGGGGAGUGGUUGCCGAUCAUCAUAGGGCUAUAAAUAAAGGGUCAUGGCCAAAGAUGCAUUUAAUGGGUGACUGACCCUAGAACCCUCCUACCCAAAAACAUAUUAGAUUCCAUUGAUCAGAUCCCAUUGCAUAUGAAAGGGUUGUUGGAUACCUCCAAACAUUUACUUACAAUAGUGGCCGAGUCUGCCUGAUUAUGGUCCGCAUUUUGGCAUAUAUGAAUAUUGUGGGAGGGAUCAUCUCAAAAAUACUUUUACCAUUCACCGUUUGCAACACGACCUCAAACUUUCCAGUGAUGUCUUUGUAGUCACAUCAGCAUCUAACGUGGCUUUCAGGUUUCCAUGAUGGAGCCUUAAUUCUUGUCAUCCAGUCUAUGGGGAUAUAGUUUGGUUUCCAGGUCCUCCAUGAUUUCUCUAGAUCAGUGAUCUCCAACCUUUAGCUCUCCAGCUUUUGCUACAGCAAACAUGCCCAGUUGUAGUUGGGCAACAGCUGGCUAGCCUCAGGUUAAGACCCAUUUCUUACGUAUUUUUUCCUUUUUUGAAGGUUACAGUCCUACAUGAGACAUCCCAAUCGUAUAUAUCCAACAUGUAAUCAUCAAUCAGCGGGCCACCAUGUUGUUUGGGCCAAGACAGUAUCUCCAAAUGUGCCAAUAUGGAGUGAUGCUGUACAGAACUCCUUACCUUUCGGUUAAUGUACUGUUGCCACCUCAGUAGCUGUAUGACCCCCAUCCUUACCUGCGGGUUGCCAGUCCACAACUGUUAACCAGCCUCGUGUUCCAUGGGUUCUUCAAUAAGUUUCCUGGUUGUGGAAUUGUACAUCCAACGUUACUUUUCCUCAGAGCAAUAACCAUUGCACAUGCUGCCUACUACAACCACAACUAAAGACAUUGACUGUUGAUCUUCCAAGCUAUGGGAACCUCCAGAUCAUGCCUCUCCAUCUUAUCCUAUAUGUAGUGAUCGACACUUGGACAGUCAAGAUCUUGGUGUUUUCCCUUACAGUAAAGGGCUUGUCCCAGAUUACAGAUUAUCUCUUCAGAAAUAGUGUCAGACCUGUCCAUUGGUUGUGUCUGGUAUUGCAACUCAACUUUGCCGCAGUGAAUAGAACUGAGCUGCAGUACCACACUUAACCCGUGGACAGAUGUCGCACUGUUUUUAUAAUUUCAGCAUUACAGACCAUGAGAUUAGGUCUCAUGAAUCCUUUUAAAACUUUUGUUGGGUUCACCCACCCCCAUAUUUGACCCCUUGAGGUCAUUGUAAAAGUUAUGAAGGUGGGGCUCAUUGCAUCUUACUAGUAAGGAUCUCCAAAGGGAGCACUGUUCCCAUAGAUGUGCCAAGCUUUGGUAGGAAAUCUGGAUAUGCAGUCUGAACCCUACAUGUUAGUUUUUGUAUAUGAGUAGUCUCCCAAUCGCUGGCAGCCAAUGUAAUGUGGGACGCUCCCCAUAUCAUGGCCAAUAAAAUGUCUGUAUACAUUCCUGUGAAUCAUAUAUAUGUAUAAAUGAUGAGUUCUGAUGGCAUUUGUUAUAAUAAGAUAUCAUGUGUGUGUUUAAAAAGGGAACUACAGGAAAUAGUAGCGGAUGUCUAGAGUCUCCUAAAAUUUAAAUGACAUGAAUAAAAGUAAGCUGGCUGCAGUUUUGUGCCUUUGUCAUGGAAUCUAUUUGUGACUAUUAAUAACCUCAAAGGACAGUUCCAGUCAGUAUUGGUAUUAACAAGAUUUUAUAUUCGCUUUACUCUGAAAGGACCUUUGUCCUCGACUUUGUCCUCGAAUAU